CCACAGCAAUGUCAGCCCAAUCCGAGGCUGGGGAAAUGCACAUUGCACGCUCCUUGUGUAGACCCAUGGCAGCACAGAAAAUAACGGUGCGAGUACUACGGAGCCAUGGCACCGCCGACUGAUUCGUCUCCAGCACAGCCUCACGGAUCCCAGGAAAAACCGCUCUUGGGAAUUUUAAAGAAACAUUGAUUUUGCAUUUUCGAAUGCAUCGCAUCAGAUCCGCUCACGCCACCAAAACGUGAUUGGAGCUGGUUUAUCUGAUAAUGGUUUUCUAGAAUAGACUGUUCAGUUUUGGCCAUCGCAACGCAGACUGAAGAUCUGGUGCGUUAAUCACAAGUCCGUCACCGUGGUGCUUAAAAUACCCUGUAGACACCGGAAUACGAACAUCUGUGAUUCGCAGGACCCAGCUGCACCAGCUCUAUAGUAUUCCAGCAUCCUUCCGCCACUGUGCAUCAUCAUCAUCAUCCUCAUCGCGCCCUGCAGCUCCAUCGCAAGAGGGAGGAUCCGCAGAGGAGCUCUCCGGGCAACACUUCACACACAUUCAGAGGAUGCUUUGGAUGUAAAAUAAAUAACGAUGGGGAAAGAUCAGGAAUUACUGCAAGCGGUGAAGACUGAGGACCUGAUGACGGUGCAGAAGCUCCUGCAGAGGCCCAAACCCGGGAAAGCAAAGUUGCUGGGCUCUGCCAAGAAGGUGAACGUCAACUUCCAGGACACUGAUGGAUUUUCACCACUGCACCAUGCAGCUCUGAAUGGAAAUGUGGAGGUUAUAUCACUGCUUCUGGAGUCUCAGGCCAUGGUGGACAUCAGGGACCAGAAAGGGAUGCGGCCUCUGCAUUAUGCAGCGUGGCAGGGAAAGUCAGAGCCCAUGAAGUUGCUACUGAAGUCAGGCUCCUCAGUGAACGGUCAGUCUGAUGAGGGUCAGAUCCCCCUGCACCUGGCUGCUCAGCACGGACACUAUGACGUAUCUGAGAUGCUUCUGCAGCACCAGUCGAACCCCUGCAUAGUGGACAAUGCUGGGAAGACCCCACUGGACCUGGCUUGUGAAUUCGGACGUGUUGGGGUGGUCCAGCUGCUACUGAGCAGUAACAUGUGUGCAGCUCUGUUGGAGCCCAAGCCCGGAGACUCGACUGAUCCCAACGGCACCAGCCCGCUGCAUCUCGCUGCCAAGAACGGACACAUCGACAUCAUCAGAUUGCUGAUCCAGGCCGGUAUCGACAUCAACAGGCAGACCAAAGCGGGCACUGCCCUGCAUGAGGCGGCGCUGUGUGGGAAGACGGAUGUGGUGCGCCUCCUGCUGGAUAGUGGCAUCAAUGCAACAGUGAGGAACACAUACAGCCAGACAGCGCUGGACAUCGUCUACCAGUUCACUGCUACACAGGCCAGCCGAGAGAUCAAGCAGAUGCUGCGAGGUAAGAAAAGGGAUGCCUCAGCAGCCUUGCAGGUCAGGGCACUGAAGGACUACUGUAACAAUUACGACCUGACUAGCCUUAAUAUAAAGGCUGGAGAUGUUAUCACGGUUCUGGAGCAACAUUCAGAUGGGAGGUGGAAGGGCUGCAUCCAUGAUAACCGCACAGGAAAUGACAGAGUGGGCUACUUCCCCUCCAGCUUGGUAGAAGUGAUCAGUAAGAGGCCUGGGGCUGCGGGUAAGAGAGGACAACAGGCGGGUUCAUGGAGUACAGUCACUUGUACCCAACAGUAUCAAAAGAUACAGCUCUGUGCGCCGGUGUGCGGCCGUGUGUCGCCCGCCGUUGCCAUGGUGAAUGGGGACUCGUAUCAUGAGAUUCAUAUCCUGCCGCCGCCUCCACCUCCGCCACCACAUUCCCAUCUGCCACUUUUCACUUCCUUUGGCUAUAACAGGUCCCCAAACACCUCAGGAGAGCCGCACAGUGGACAAGAGGCCAAGAAUGACCAAGAUUUAGCUAGUUCUCGCGGCUCAGAGUCCAGUCCACAUGGCUCACCCACCCCAGCCGGUGGUCCCCAGGGCGGCAGCAGCGAGGAGAUCUGGGUGCUGCGCAAGCCUGUGGCAGGUGGAGACCGCAGCAGUGUGAGCAGUUCAGGCAGUGUGGCCAGUGCCCGAUCCUCUGGUAGUGGACAGAGUGCAGGCAGCAGCACUAUCCUUCAUGCACAGGCAGAGGGUGUCAAGCUUCUGGCCACGGUUUUGUCCCAGUCUGCCAAAGCUAAAGAACACCUGCUGGAGCAGACCAAGUCUUUGGAGCACCCCUCUCACACUUCCAGCAACAAGGGACCCUCUUCACGCAGUCAGAGUUUGUCAAGCUGUCCACUUCAUGAGCAGCCGUAUGGGGAGGCGUUGUCCCAGAAGAAAGGGGAGGUGCUGCCCGAGGGGAAGAGCUCAGAGGCUGUUAUCGAAUGGCUGAGUGAAUUUCAGCUGCAGGUCUACGCUCCAAACUUCAUCAGUGCCGGCUAUGACAUUCCUACCAUUAGCCGAAUGACCCCAGAGGAUUUAACAGCUAUUGGAGUAACCAAACCAGGACAUCGAAAGAAAAUAACCUCAGAGAUCAAUAAGAUCACUGUUAAUGAGUGGCUGCCUGACCAAAAACCAUCGAGUCUUGGAGAGUGGUUAGCUAUGAUUGGGUUGAGUCAGUAUCACCAAGUCUUAGUCCAAAAUGGAUACGAGAACAUUGACUUUAUCACUGACAUCACGUGGGAGGACCUUCAGGAGAUUGGCAUUACGAAACUUGGACACCAGAAGAAGCUUAUGCUUGCAGUUAAGAAGCUGGCAGAGAUACAGAAGGCCUUUGACGGUCGCAACACAUUGCGUAAAAAGCCCCCAGUCACUCAGGAGGUGAUGGCUAUUGAAAGCCCACCCCACGACAGCGGAGAGUGUAUGUCCCCUAAAAUGACCACGUUCCAGGACAGUGAACUGAGCGGGGAGUUACAGGCUGCUCUGACACGCCCUGCUGAUGCGCAGAAUGGCGCAGAAAUGAGAACAAACAGCAACUUGGGAGCACAACACCGAGCCCGCAGUCUGCAUGAGAACAGUAUGAACAAGAGCCGAGACACAGAAGAGCCUAGUGGGCCACCUAAAAAGGAGGCACGUACUAUGCGCCAGAGCAGCCAGGGUGGGCAGAGAAGUGUCUCAUCAGCGCAGCCAAAACCGCAUCAGUCUUAUCCCCAAGGUACAGGACCACCCUAUACUCCACCACAAACACCAACCAAAACAAAGCCUCCCACUUCACAGACGGUGAGCAACCCACCGAGUAAACAAAAACCUAGCUCUCAGCUGCAUCAGCAGACCGAAAAGCCCAUGACACCUCGUGCUCACCCCCAAUCCCCCACUCAAAGGUCCCAUCCACACCAGGCAGCCCAGCCUGUGGAAACUAAGGAGGCUCCACCUCAAGGACCUGCUGUCUCAGUACCACUCCUAUGCCUGCCUCCAGAAGGCGACGAAGCUCGCGAUGAAUAUGGUCUGCCUAAGAAACGUUCCCACAGCCUAAAUCGCUAUGCUGUGUCUGAUGGUGAACAGGAGCGGGACGAGCUAAAUGUGCCAGAUUCAGGAGGAAAGUAUGCCACAGUACAGAACCGGGUGGGUCGCAGCAACUCAGUGAAAGGGCAAGCAGACAAAAAUGUCAACCGUAGCCAGUCCUUUGCACUCAGACAGAAAAAGAAGGGUCCUCCUCCACCUCCCCCCAAACGCUCUAGUUCAGCCAUCUCGAACUCCAGUAGUAAUCUGACAGAAGUGCCCAAGGAGACAAGCAGUGGACCUCUUCUGGUCCCCUACCAACCACAAAGACGUGCAAGUGACCUGGGUGGCACUGUAGACACGGGCAGUGCUGGUAGUGUGAGGAGCAUUGCAGCCAUGUUGGAGAUGUCCUCCAUUGGUGGGGGUGCCAAGGGUCUCGCUUUACAGAAGUCUGCAGGUCACUAUCUGCAGGUGGGUUCUGCGGGAGGAAAGCAGCGUGAUGCCAUUGGUCUGGAUGGAGAAGUAGUGAACCGUCGCCGGACUAUUAGUGGGCCGGUCACUGAAUUAGUAGCAGCUGCUAAGCGAGGACCACAGCCGGAACCAGUCCAGGAUAGACAACGCAAUGAAACCCAGCCAAGCUCUAGUGGGAGCUCAGCAGAGAACCUUCCAUUUGCUGAGGAUGGAAACCUCACUAUCAAACAAAGACCUAGACAGGGCAAAGAUGAGACUGAGGAGGGACUAGAAAUGUCAUACUUUUUCCCCCAGGAGGACCCUUCACGUGUAGAUGCCACAGCCUCGCUGAAAAGGAUGGUCCAGAACACAAAGCAGCAACCAAAUGGAACCAAGUUCCAACUCACAGAGUCAAAUACAGUUAAGCGCCGCCCCAAGAACAAAGACAAAGAUACAGAAGAACUCCAGGACGGGCAGAUGCCUGUACCAUAUGAGAAUGGAACUGGCACCAUUAAAAGGCGCCCUGUGUCAGAGGUGACUGUUUCGGAGCAGCCCAGGCCACAGGAACAUCCUGAGAACUCGCCUCGUCGGGACAGUGCAGACCUGGAAGGCCAUGUUACUGAGAGUGCCCCUCGUAAGUCCUUCAAACCUCCGGUGUCUCCCAAACCUGUUCUGGCCCAGCACAUGAAGAAACAAGGACCGCCGGCUGCCAUCACCAAGAAAGCCCCAUUUCCUGGACCAACUGGGGCACCUGGCAGCCCAGGUACUACACAGUGUGGCCCUUUCACUUGCCCUGUCUUUACACAAUUAUUUGAAGGAAAGAAAGUACCUCCUCCAAUUUCACCGAAACCUACACCUCCUCCCACAGCUCCCAAACCAUCCAAAAAUGUUCUGCAGUCUUUAAAUGCGACACCUAAUCCCAAUCCCACGCCCUCUCCAGCCAAACAGACUGUCACCAGAAUGGCCACCACAGCUUCUGCCCAGAACAACCACCCUGUCAAGGUUACAACCCCACCAGCCUUGAGUGCGCAGACCCCACACACACCCCAGUCUCCUCACACCCCACAGACACCUCAGACACCCCAAACCCCACAGACACCCCAAACUCCCCAGACAUCAGAUCCCCCAACCCCCAUCCCUACACCACCACCUGUGAAGCCCCCUCGCUCCUCAAUCGGUGGGGUGUCCAUGGACAGUUCAGCUGGAUCAGCGUUUAUCGCCGGGGUAGUGGCAGUAGAUGCAGUGCACCAGAAGAUAGAGGAGACCAGUGCCUCACUGGCUGCAGCCCUGCAGGCAGUCGAAGAGAAGAUCAAGGAGGAUGGGCAAAAAGACACAUUGGCGGAAAACAAGAGCACAGUGAGCAUCCUAGACGACAUUGGCAGCAUGUUCGAUGACCUGGCUGACCAGCUGGAUGCCAUGCUGGAGUGAAGAGCACAGCCUGUGUCUCUGUGGCACAACCUCAGGGCCCCGGGAGAGCACAAGGGCACAAUGACCAACACCAAACCCACCUUUUCCUUCCUAAUCCUAAACCCUGGCUCCUCUCACCCCUCUUUUCUCCUCCCCCUUCCCCGUCGCCAUGAAACGUCUAUCUCUCCUCUCUCCCUCCGAGUUGGUUUGCACAAACCCAAGCUGAUGUACCUCAGGACUGGGCAGAAGGCCAUCCAGGGCUUUAAACAUCAAAGACAGAGCAGAGGGUGGAGAGCAGAGGAUGGGUUUUAAAACAUAAAGCUCAACUCUCUGUCCAUGAAAUAUCUCUAUCUACCAUGAGCAAUGAGUAGUAAAAUAAUACGAAAACAAUAAUAACUGUAUAUGAAAUAAUAGUAUGGUAUGUGUAUAUUGUAAGCAUGAGGAAAGUUUGUAUCUAUAAAGAAAAAAAUCUCAUAGUGAGAGUCAUGCAUUAGUACAGUUAUAUAUAUAAAUAUAUAUAUAUAAAUAUAAAUAUUUUAUGUUUUUAUUUCAUGUUCAAUGGUACAUACAGUGUUGAAACAUUAAGAAAUCUAUAAACUUUGAUGACAGAUAUGUGGAUUUUUCUAUGACUAUAUUGAAGUUUAAAAAAAAAGAAUAAUAAUAAGGCUGGCGUAAACAUCCUGUAUGUUUGGCUGUGCUCUGCUGAAGAGUGUUGUGGGCUGUGUUAAAUGUAGUGAAGUGACUGAAGUGGCUGUUUCACCCCCUGCUCUGUGCUUGCUCUGGGCUCCCGCUCUGUGCUGCUGUGACCCUUUAUGUUUCCACUCACGUUCUGCCUGUGUGAACUCAUACAUUUCUGCUCCUGCACAGCCUUCCUCCUUCACUUGCCCUCUUUCUCCUCCUGCCCUCAUCAUGUGCAGCAUCCUGUGUGCCUUAACAUGAGAGGUGACCUCAGUGCUUUUAACACACACAAGCAAACUGAGAAAGGUCCGGUGUCCAUGUGGGAGGCAUUACCGUCUGCUCUGAUUUGGUGAGGAGUGACCUCAUCCUUGGACAUCUCCAUGCUUCAGUCAUCUGCAGCAAGGUGAUAAACAGUUUAGGCCUUGAAGUCGACAUGAAUUCUUAGUUUACUUUCAUGAUGUGAUGCAUUUCCAGAAUAUGCAAGGAAAAAAAUGUACAGUUGACUGGAUGAGGAAGGUAGGCACUGGAUACCAGAAUAGCUAUUGGUUAGUAUUAUGCAAUAGCCUGUGUGGCCCUAUGUAAAGUGCAAUGAUGAAUUGUUCAAAAUGAGACCAGGAUCAUGCAUCUAAUAGAGUUAAGUUGACUGACUAUAUGAGUGACCUCAGAAACAUAGGCUAGAACAAGGUAAAAAGGUCCAUUGAAGGUUGAUGGCUUGCAAAAGGUGGGACGUCAGGAAGCACAAAGUGAGGAAGUUGCAAAUGUGUGUGUGUGAGUUGCAUAAAACAGGAAUCUAAAAGAAACAUGCAUGUAUAGACUGACGGUGAACUAACAAGGAUUUUGCAAAUUGAUGUGGCUACCUACCCAAGGAAUCUUCUUAGCUUAAGGGUCUGUGAGUUUGGACAGGUGUAGUUCCCUUGGAAGCCUGCAUGCAGUCUAAUCUCAGCACAUCGCUCAGCGGCUGUUUAAGAGUGUGAAUGUACCAUGGUGUGCCUGCUUUGUUUUGCAUUCCCCCCGAUAUCAUCCAGACAGACAUGUCCUUAAUGACCAAAGUAAGAGCACCAGUCCAAGAUGCAGUUAAGCUUGGGUCCAUAACUUAUUCUGAAAAAACAUAGCAGUAUCUAGGUUAAGAAUAUUCACUUUAUAGGGACACAUUGAGGGUAGACUGAGUGAUGCUUUUACAGUUGUAAAGUUUUGUUUCUGUGGACAUAUCUAGAUGCCAUGCUCUCUCAUUUACAGUGGGAGCGCAGUUCGCCGUUAUGACCGCACCGGUCACAAGUGAACCUCUUGCAAGCCUCUGAAUGUCAUUAUCUCAUUGCCUGCAAACUCACAGUCUUUCAUUUUCUUUAACCAUCUUUGUUGCCAUGACAAUCUGCCUGCUCAUUAUUAGAAUCGUCACAGUAUCAAAAUGAUCUUAAAUGUAAUUAAAGAAAGGGCCCAAAGGAAGGGGACACAAGCAAGAAAAGUAGUUGCGUAGGUCCCACAAUGCUUUACACACUUUCAGUAGCUCCAUAUAUUCUUAACCCCUUCCCCGGUUCUCAGAAGAAUAUUUGUAAUAUUUAACUUAUGAACAGAGAUUAUUAUAGAUGUUUUCAACAAGUAUUUAAUGAUGCAGCAUCAAGAGGGCUUGUUGAUGAAACUGCAAAUAUUUGAGAUAAAAGUGUCUUGGCUCGAAGUGUUUUAAAUGAAUUGUAAAUGGUCAUUUUUUUAGAACUCCAGUUUUCUUUUUUAAGGUAGCUUUUUGUGAUAAGUUUUUUGACUGCCAUGUCUUCAGAUGGAAUAUGUUGUAUAUUAUGCAAAUGUUAUGUUUUUUUAAAAAACAUGUAUGUGCCUUGCUUUAGUUCUUUUCAUUUUGUUUUUCAUGUUUAAACAAUGUGUAGAGGAUUUGUGGCUGGUCUUUGUCCACCAGAUGUUCAGAAUUAUAUCCCUUUUUGAUGCGGUCUGCUCUGUGGACAGAGCGCAGAUGUCUGGCAUGGGAGUGGCUUUUAUAAAAGCUUUAUCAUGCCUAUCACUUCAAAGGACUGGGUCCAGUGUUAAUUGAGUUGUUACAGCCCUGUCCCCCUUCUUCUGUAUAUAUAGCUGGAUGUUUGUCAUUGUGAAUCUUCAUCCUUUUUUAAAAACGUGUUUUCUCCACUUUAAAGUUCUCAUGCCAUCAUUUUCUUAUUGUCAUGUUUGCUUGUUUUUUAUUUUGUCUUUUUUAAUACCAGAGAAAAAAAACAACUAAUGAAAAAUAAGGAAAUUCUGAAAACACUGAAGUCAAACUUAUUGCUGGUGCAAGAUGUUAUUUAAUAAUGAAAGCUGUUUUCAAUUCCAUCCUAUUUGCAGAGACAUUUAAAAAAGAGAGAAAAAAAGAAAAAUAAAUCUGCACUGCUCAGUGUGUGCAGGCUGUAUAUUGUGUUGAUGUUCUGCCAUUGACUUGUAUGAGACCUGCUGUGACUGGCAUUGGGAACAGUGGCGUGCUUGCAGUGACUGCAUCAACAGCCACCUGCUCUAAAUAAACAUUAUAUACAAACACUC
This is a messenger RNA of Cyprinus carpio (common carp), 8470 nucleotides long. Its product is annotated as caskin-1-like. The record is from RefSeq and is a predicted model, not a curated record. Lineage: Eukaryota; Metazoa; Chordata; Actinopteri; Cypriniformes; Cyprinidae. Gene Ontology annotation, molecular function: protein binding.